UUUUGUACUUUUGUAUUUUAAUCAAAAUGUUUAUCUGAUAUUAAUUAAAAUAUACUGUUUUUUUACUUGUAUCCAUCAAAUUUUAACUUGCUACCUGUACUUUAUAAGUAGUUACUUAAAGAACAUAGUUAUAUUCAAUAUUAAUAGGUAGUGGGAAUAGGUAUUCAUAAAAUAAUAAAUUGAAUACUGAUGACGGAUACUUAUUUUUGUUGGUAAGAAAUAAUGGGGUCCAGGAAAUUCAUCCUUGUUCUAUGUUUCAUCACUAUAAUUUUCUUUGCCACAUCCCUCCAGCUCUUCAAUGAAGUGUACAGAAAAACAAACACAGUGAUUGAUGAACUAUUUCACAUCAGACAAGGGAAAGCUUUUUGUGAACAGAACUUUACAUCAUGGGACCCAAAGAUUACCACCCUACCUGGUCUUUACCUGGUUACGUCAUUGUACAACUCCCUUGGUAUAGCUUGUAACACAUACAAUCUCAGAUUUAUUAAUUUGAUUGGCUCUUGUAUAAAUUUAUUACUGUUUGCUACAUUGUUGAAGUUUACAUAUGGAUCAGUUUUGUCAAGUCAAACUCAAAUUGUUCUUCAAGCUUUAAAUUUUGCUUUUCUGCCUCCAUUGUACUUCUUUUCAUUUGUAUAUUACACAGACACACUGUCACUAAUGUUUCUUUUAUUAUUUACUAUUAGUUGUGUAGUGUUUAAGAGUAAGGGGCUUGUGUUUGUAUUUGGGCUGUCAAGUGUUAUGAUGAGACAGACUAAUGUUUUAUGGGUUGCUAUGGUCUUAGGCCAUAAGAUAUUAGAUUUGCUUAUUAGAACUUCAAGAGUAUUUGGGAACCAGCAUCUAUCUGGAUUACAUGUUGGAAAACAUUCACUGUUAGCAAAGGAUAUUGAUUCAUCAAAAUUGAAGAGGUAUUAUGCAAUUCAAGAUGUAUUUAUUGCUCUACGAUAUCACCUAUCGACAUGUUUCAUGACCAUAUUUAAGUUUCUAACGGUCUCUGAUGCCAUUAUGAUUGUACAGAAUCUUUUAGUGUUGAUAUUCUUUUCUGUAUUUGUGUAUGUUAAUGGAUCAAUAGUUGUCGGUGAUAAGACUGCACAUCAAGCUACUAUUCAUUUACCUCAGUUAUUCUAUUUCUUGCUUUUCUACGGUGUUUUUGGACUUCCAUAUGUCUUAACUAAGUUACCAACAACACUUAAGCUAAUUUACACAAAUAGAAUAAGAGUAAUCCUGUUUGUAAUUGCUAUUUUAAUAAUUGUUCAUUAUAACACUCUGGCACAUCCAUAUUUAUUAGCGGAUAAUAGACACUAUACAUUUUACAUAUGGAACCGCUGGUUCGGUAGAUAUGUAUAUGCAAAGUAUUUAUUGGCCCCAGUUUAUGUUUUCUUACUGUUUAGUUUGUAUGAUAAUCUAAAAGACCAGAACUGUGUGUCAUUCCUGCUCCCCUAUUCUAUAUGUUUGAUGUUAUCUUUAGCACUACAGAAGUUACUUGAUAUUAGAUAUUUUUUGGUGCCAUACAUUAUUUUAAGAUUAAGAUUUGUAAAACCCUCAGCCUUGCUGAUAUCUGUUGAGUUUCUUUGGUACCUCGCAAUAAAUUUUGCUACAUUUUAUAUAUUUUUCACCAAAGAAAUUAAAUGGACGGAAUUUGAAGAGUCUCAGAGAAUCAUUUGGUAAAUUGGAUCGUCUAUAGUAUUAUAUACUAGUACAUUGUAUUUCAUGAGAUAAGUAAUGUAUAUGGUGAAUUGCAACACAAAAGCAGUAUUUUCUAUUUGGCCUAUAGAAGUGUCCCUUGCUAAUUAAUUAAAUAAGAAUUUCUAUUUUGUUUAAAAUAUCCAUCCAGCUUAUGCUUGCAUUGAUCAAUAUUUAUACAAAAAAAAAUUGUUAAAAUAUUAUUUUGAAUUUAAAAUAAUAAAAAGCUACCUUUCUUUGUGCAAUCAAUUAAAUAAUUCAAUUUACAUUUAAAAUUUCGACAUUAUAUAAUUAUGUAUUGUUAAUAAUUUAAAUAUACUAUAUCCUACUUUAAUUUCGUCUAAACGUAUCUUGAAAAACCUAUAAUAGUUCCAUUUUGUAAAAGUAAUAAUAGUUUCAUUCAUUAAAAUAAGAUUUAGGAGUCUAGUCAAGUCCUGAAUGGAUUUUAACUUGCAAUAGGUAUAAUUAUAAUAAUGUUUUUGUAAUUAUGAUGAAUUUUGAUAUUAAAUAAAUAUGAUAUAA
Messenger RNA from Leptidea sinapis, 2202 nucleotides. Its product is annotated as putative Dol-P-Glc:Glc(2)Man(9)GlcNAc(2)-PP-Dol alpha-1,2-glucosyltransferase. Gene Ontology annotation, biological process: protein N-linked glycosylation; dolichol-linked oligosaccharide biosynthetic process. The transcript is spliced from 2 exons. The record is from RefSeq and is a predicted model, not a curated record. Gene Ontology annotation, cellular component: endoplasmic reticulum. The coding region runs from base 223 to 1665 and encodes 480 amino acids. Gene Ontology annotation, molecular function: dolichyl pyrophosphate Glc2Man9GlcNAc2 alpha-1,2-glucosyltransferase activity. Lineage: Eukaryota; Metazoa; Arthropoda; Insecta; Lepidoptera; Pieridae.